Messenger RNA from Talaromyces marneffei, 1323 nucleotides. RefSeq lists its product as uncharacterized. The record is from RefSeq and is a predicted model, not a curated record. Gene Ontology annotation, cellular component: cytoplasm. Bases 1 to 1323 code for a protein of 440 amino acids. NCBI's taxonomy places the organism in Eukaryota, Fungi, Ascomycota, Eurotiomycetes, Eurotiales, Trichocomaceae. The transcript is spliced from 3 exons. Gene Ontology annotation, molecular function: pyridoxal phosphate binding. Gene Ontology annotation, biological process: transsulfuration; 'de novo' L-methionine biosynthetic process.
AUGUCCUCACCAAACCCCGGACCGAGCGGUGCUUCGCCGGCCAGUGCUCUGAAGAAAGCCUUUCCUCAGGUCGAUCUAGAUGGACACAAUCUACCUCCCUCGCCAGCUCCGUCGAGUCCCGUUGCUGGACGCCGAUAUGCUAUGGCUACUGAGUUGGUGUAUACAGAUAGCGGCGAUCAGUACAAUGCCAGCAGUGUGCCUAUCUAUCAGAGCGCCACAUUCAAACAAACAUCCGGCUCCGGCGGCGCAGAAUACGACUACACUCGCUCCGGUAAUCCGACACGCACACACCUGGAACGCCAUCUAGCAAAGAUCAUGUCCGCCCAAAGAGCGCUUGUUGUUUCAUCUGGAAUGGCUGCUCUAGACGUUAUCACGCGACUACUCCGACCGGGCGAUGAGGUCGUUACCGGCGACGAUUUGUAUGGUGGCAGCAAUCGGUUGUUGACCUAUCUCAAAACACACGGCGGUAUUGUCGUGCAUCAUGUUGAUACGACUACACCGGAAAAAGUGAAGGCUGUCCUUAACCCCAAGACAGCGAUGAUAUUGCUUGAAACGCCGACGAACCCUUUGAUCAAGGUGGUUGAUAUCCCCAAGAUUGCCGCUUUCGCCCACGAAGCCAACCCCAACUGUUUGGUUACGGUUGAUAACACCAUGAUGUCUCCUUUACUCCUUAACCCGCUUGAGUUGGGAGCAGAUAUUGUCUACGAGAGUGGCACCAAGUAUCUGUCCGGUCACCACGACCUUAUGGCCGGUGUCAUGGCCGUCAACGACUCUGCGCUCGGCGAUCGACUAUACUUCACUAUCAACGCCUCUGGCUGCGGUUUGUCGCCCUUCGACUCAUGGCUCUUGAUGCGCGGCGUGAAAACCCUCAAAGUCCGCAUGGAUCAACAACAGGCCAACGCCCAACGCAUCGCCGAGUUUUUGGAGGGUCACGGCUUCAAAGUCCGAUACCCCGGUCUCCGGUCCCACCCUCAGUACGAAUUGCAUCACUCCAUGGCCAGGGGUUCCGGCGCCGUCUUGUCUUUUGAGACAGGCGACGUCGAUCUUAGUGAGCGUAUCGUCGAAAGCGCAAAGCUGUGGGCUAUCAGUGUCAGUUUUGGCUGUGUGAAUAGUUUGAUUAGCAUGCCUUGCCGCAUGAGUCACGCCAGUAUCGAUGCGAAGACGCGCGCGGAGCGUGCUAUGCCGGAGGAUAUUAUUCGGUUGUGUGUGGGUAUCGAGGAUGCGGAUGAUUUGAUUGAUGAUUUGCGACGAGCUCUCGUCCAAGCCGGCGCUGUGAAUGUAUCACUAGAUGACUUCCAGGCAGUUCGCCCAGCGGCCAAUUAA